Lytechinus variegatus (green sea urchin) is the source of this 1703-nucleotide messenger RNA. RefSeq lists its product as uncharacterized. The record is from RefSeq and is a predicted model, not a curated record. Lineage: Eukaryota; Metazoa; Echinodermata; Echinoidea; Temnopleuroida; Toxopneustidae. The coding region runs from base 47 to 1579 and encodes 510 amino acids. The transcript is spliced from 6 exons.
AUGUCGUCUGCUUUUCAAAUAUGUUACGAAAUCAUGCAUUUUGGUGAUGAUGUCGAAGUUUUUAAGAAAUGUUUCAUCUAAAUGGCGAAGUUAUCGGUACAGAUUCGUACCAUGGGUUGCACUGAAUCUAAAAGAGAGGACUGUGCGUUCAGUGAAAAAUGUGGACCAAGACAGAAUCAUUUCAGAUGAGGAAGUGGAGGAAACCUACAAGAAGUUAUUUUAUGCUUUGGACGAUGACCUCCAAAAUCAAGACAGGAGAGAAAACAAUGCUCAUGUACUAGAGACGGAGAACUGCAAAAUAGAUAGGUCAAAGGUCAAUGAAGAAGCAAGGUCAUACCAAGAUGAUGCAAGCACCAAAUGUAAUCACCAUGACAACCAACUUCAAGAUUGUCAAAGCACAACUGCACUAUCACCAUUUCACAAGAACUCCAACAUGUUUAAAUGGUUCUAUCAAAAUCAGAAUCAGAAGAAAUGGAAAUAUAAAUUAAGAGGAAGAGAAAGACAAGGUCUUAAUAGGUUUUCAAAUACCUACCCAAAUAAAUAUUGUAAAGAGACGUUGCCACAACAACUAAUGCUGAAAUGGACCUGUGGUUCCAAAGAAUUUUUUGGAUUCGGCUCCAUGGAUGGUGAUUUCAGAAGACUAGUGAAUAAGGCUUUAUUUAGUUAUCCUGAAUUAUUAAGAAGUCUGAUGAAUAUUAAUGCACAACAUGGGAACUGUUUACUGAAAUUUAUUUGCAGUAACCAGCAGAACGUUACUUCUCAUCACGAUCUAUUAUCUGUAACUCGGCAUCCUUUUCAUCCUCAGCACCAUCACUGCCACUACAACCACAAUCACCACCUCCAAUGCCAUAAUGGUCACAGCCCUAACUCUAGAUCGCUGAUGAGACAGAAAUCCAACCCCAUAUCCACUCACAGUCAUCAGCAGAGUACAAGUUCACAUCUUGGACAGGACAAGCUAAGCAACCAAGAUAAGAAUUUGGAGGAAAUCCUUGACCCAGGAGCAAUUGUAAUGCACCAGACUCUUGGUUACGCAGUUGGGCGUCGCCAAAGUCAGAUUGAUGGCGGAGGUGUCGGGGUCUAUGUCACCAAGGGAGUGGUUCCAAAAGGAGCGGUCGUAGCAAUGUAUCCAGGUACUAUCUACUAUCCAGCUGAACCAAUUCUUUUUCAGUCCAUUGCUAAUCCUUUUGUCUUCCGCUGCCUCGAUGGAAUUCACAUUGAUGGAAAUGACAAGAAACUUUCCAAAAUGAUCUACAGAUCGUGUGCCCGUAGAGACAGACUUGGACCUUACAUGUUGAGUGACCUUUCCUGGCUGACCUCUUGCCCUUUGAACCCUAUGGCUGUGGGACAAUAUGUCAACAAUCAGCACAAAGGAUUUCCUGCUAAUGUGUGCUACCAAGAGUUUGAUGUGCCUUUGGAUUUUCCAAUUAAACUAAGGAAAUACAUCCCCAAUGCUUUCUUCAGUACUUUACCGGAUAUUGGCAAUGCUGGAAGAAGUGUGAGAACUGUUGCCCUUGUGUCUAUCAGAGAGAUUCAAUGUGGAGAGGAGCUACUUUCUUCUUAUUUUACACUCGUCUACUGAACAGACAAGUGAGAUGAAUUUCCAAGUUGUGAUCAAGGCCACUAGAUGUGGAUAAGUUUAUUAAAUGAUUCAUUAAUAUAGGACUUAAAUUCAGGACAAGACUGGCAAUUACGGAGUGGUUCAU